This is a messenger RNA of Nakaseomyces glabratus, 381 nucleotides long. RefSeq names its product Sen15p (gene SEN15). Lineage: Eukaryota; Fungi; Ascomycota; Saccharomycetes; Saccharomycetales; Saccharomycetaceae. The record is from RefSeq and is a predicted model, not a curated record. Gene Ontology annotation, biological process: tRNA splicing, via endonucleolytic cleavage and ligation; tRNA-type intron splice site recognition and cleavage. Gene Ontology annotation, cellular component: tRNA-intron endonuclease complex. Gene Ontology annotation, molecular function: tRNA-intron lyase activity; nucleic acid binding.
AUGAGCAAUUUGACAGAACGAGUUAGGGAUAAUCUAUUGCAUUUCCAUUUGUGGACAGAAGUAGAAGAAGUACCGAAACAGUUGAACUGGAAGGAUGAUAGAAUAAUAAAUAUUUUAGUCGGGAGACCUCCUCAUAAGCUCAGUAACGAUGAUGAUGAAGAACAAGAAGGUGAUUGUAAACGUGCCAAGAAAGAGUAUAUACUGCCUGUUGAGAUGUCGAUGUACAAAGAGGGCUACCUAACUUUAGAAUUGCUCGAUAAGAUAUUCGAUGAUCUGUGUGCUGCAUCCACACAGAGACUUUUGCUUGGGAUAGUUAAUGAUGAUGGUACUGUGUUGUAUUAUUUUGCCCACAAGGGUAUAUACAAGCCAAAGAAAAACUGA